This is a messenger RNA of Cladophialophora psammophila CBS 110553, 1740 nucleotides long. RefSeq lists its product as uncharacterized. Lineage: Eukaryota; Fungi; Ascomycota; Eurotiomycetes; Chaetothyriales; Herpotrichiellaceae. The record is from RefSeq and is a predicted model, not a curated record. The transcript is spliced from 2 exons. Gene Ontology annotation, biological process: transmembrane transport. Gene Ontology annotation, molecular function: transmembrane transporter activity. The coding region runs from base 1 to 1740 and encodes 579 amino acids.
AUGACUGACAACAAGAUCUCUUCCGUCAACGAGGAGCAUGCAGAAUCAAUCGGUGAGGUGAAGAAGGGCGUGAUUGAUUCCAUGCUGAUCGACACCGAGCGCUCUCCGGAAGCUCGUGGUCGAUUAGUCGACGACGUGCCCCGAAGUUACUGGGUCAGUGGGCGAUUCUUGGGCAGUUACGUCGCCGUGAUCCUGGCCAGCAAUGCUGGCAUUGGCGGCUUUAGCCUUGCAGCACCGGUCCUUAGUGCAGUCAACAACGAGCUGGGCCCUAGCCCAAAUAUCAGCUGGAUCGGAUUGAGCUGGUUGUUGUGUCAGGGCAUCGGCGCCCUCAUCGUCGGCCGGCUCUCUGACAUCUUCGGCCGCCGCUGGAUGUUCAUCACGGGCUCCAUCAUCGGUCUCAUCGGUAGCAUCUUCGCGAGCAUCGCUGGCGGUAUUCAAGUCAAUUUCUGGUGGGUGACCAGCGAGAUCGUGCCCAUGAAGUACAGAUACGUCGCGGUGGCAGGUUGUUUCGCGCUGGCCCCAUACAACCACUUGGGAUCGAAGAUUGCAUACUCCCUUCUCACCCAAACCGGCCCCGGCUGGAGGUCGAUCUAUUACCUGCUCAUCGCCACGAAUGCGGCGUCGGUCGCGGCGUGGUAUUCAUUUUAUCAUCCACCUACCUUCAAAAUGCUUCAUCGUCACAAGGCCGCCAAAGAUUUGCUCACAACCUUCGACUGGCUUGGUCUCGUUCUCUACAUCGGAUCCACCAUUACCUUCCUCAUGGGACUUCAAUGGGGAGGCGCUCUGUAUCCCUGGAAGAGUGCCCAUGUGAUUGGGGCCUUGCUGGCUGGGGCAGCGGGACUAGCAAUCUUCAUCGGCUGGGAGAUCUACCUGCCCAGGAUGUCUCAGAACAUCAUCCCGUUCGUGACGUUGUACUACCUCCGGAACUUCAAUUGGCUGUGUAGCACGAUUUUGUCCGGCGUCGGUGGUUCCGCGUACUACGGCUUUAGCACCAUCUGGCCCUCUGCGGUGAGUACCAUCUACUCAGUCCCAAGUCACUCCCAAUACAGCACUCUCCUCUGCCUGGUCACCAUGUCCUACACUUACGGACAGGCCACCGUCACGCUCGCCACCCACUGGACCGGACCAAAGCCCCUCCUCAUCACUUGCAUGAUGAUCUCCGGGCCCAUCCUGGCGGCGGUUGCUUACAAUCCUCUCAACAUGAGCCUCACUAUGGGCCUGAUCAUCGUAGGGUGCAUCUUCAUCGGGGGAAUGAAAGGCAUCGCCCUGGUCACCACUACGUUCCCCCUCCGGACCCAGGAAGAGAUCGGCUCCGCUGGUGGUCUCAGCGGCACCAUCCGCCUGUUCUUCUCCUGCGUCUCCCUGGCCAUCUACGGCACCACUUUGACCAACCGCCUGGCCACGACCAUCCCCGCGAACAUCCUCCCGGCCAUGGCAGACGCCGGGCUCCCGUCGUCCUCUAUCCCCGCUCUGCUUUCAGGCCUCUCGGGCGCGACUGCUCUCAACGAGACUACAGUGGCGGGAUUGAAUCCACAUAUCCUGUCCAUCGCGCAGACCGCCUACAGGGUUGCCAAUGCUCAGGCCUACCGGACCGUCUUCCUCGUCUCGCUGGCGUUCACGGGGCCCGGCAUGAUCCUCGUCUGGUUCACGUCGCAGAACGACCGGGCCAAGGAAGACUUGAUCGCCGGCCAUAUACACAAGCGUGGGGAAGAGAGGGCCUUGGAGACUCAGGCGGACUAA